UCCUCUAUUGCCUUGAAGAAGACAAGACGAAAGCCUAACUCACAAAUACAAACAGUAUCUUUUUCUUAUCAUCAAUUGUUUUCUUUCGCAAUCGCAUAGAAUCUUUCUUGAUUCUUCAUUCCUUUCAUUUUCUCCAUUUCUGCCAUAUAUACCCAUUCUUUGGUUCUUUGUUUCUCAUCACAACUUCUCCGUUCUAACAAACUGUAUAGUGCAAUUCAUCCAUGGCUCCCAGCUUGAGUAAGGGUAACUCCGGCAUUGCCGAGCUCGGCGGUGGGUAUAAGCAGCCGUUGAUCGCGUUGCAAGGGUCGGACUUUGUGGCUAAUGGCCACCGGGUUCUCUCCGACGUGCCUCCUAAUGUGGUGGCAACUCCCUUGCCGGUUACCCCCGACGGGUGCUUCGUGGGGUUCGACGCCGAUGAGGGCAAGAGCCGCCACGUAGUCUCCGUCGGAAAACUGAAGGGCAUACGCUUCAUGAGUAUAUUCAGGUUCAAGGUCUGGUGGACCACUCAUUGGGUAGGCGACAAUGGCCGAGACCUCGAGAACGAAACCCAGAUGGUGAUUCUCGACAAAUCCGACUCUGGGCGUCCGUACGUACUCCUCCUCCCCAUCGUCGAAGGCCCUUUCCGAUCGUCUCUUCAGCCCGGUGAAGACGACUCUGUCGAUUUGUGCGUGGAAAGCGGGUCGACGAAGGUCUCCGGCGGCAGCUACAGGAGCUCUUUGUACAUGCACGCCGGCGAUGAUCCUUACAGUCUGGUGAAGGAAGCCAUGAGAGUGGUGAGGGUUCAUUUGGGUACGUUCAAGCUUCUGGAAGAAAAGACUCCACCUGGCAUCGUGGACAAAUUUGGUUGGUGCACGUGGGACGCAUUCUACCUUAAGGUGCACCCUCAGGGCGUGUGGGAAGGAGUCCAAGGCCUAGUUGACGGUGGGUGUCCACCUGGACUCGUCCUCAUCGACGAUGGGUGGCAGUCCAUCAGGCACGAUGAUGAUCCCAUCAGCGAUCAAGAAGGCAUGAAUCGGACGGCAGCCGGAGAGCAGAUGCCAUGCAGGCUCAUAAAGUUCCAAGAAAACUAUAAGUUCAGGGACUACGUGAGCCCUAAAAGCUCAGGCCCUACUGCCCUUGCCAAGGGCAUGGGUGCCUUUGUCAGAGACCUCAAGGACGAGUUCAAGAGCGUGGACUAUGUCUACGUAUGGCAUGCCCUUUGUGGGUAUUGGGGCGGGUUGAGGCCCAAAGUUCCCUGUCUGCCCGAAUCCAACGUCAUCUCCCCGAAGCUCUCGCCCGGGUUGAAGCUGACAAUGGAGGAUCUGGCAGUGGACAAGAUCGUGAACAAUGGAGUCGGGCUGGUUCCGCCGGAGAAAGUCGAUCAAUUGUACGAGGGGCUUCACUCACAUUUGGAGUCCGUUGGGAUUGAUGGUGUGAAGGUGGACGUUAUUCAUUUGCUGGAAAUGCUGUGUGAAGAAUAUGGUGGAAGAGUGGAGCUCGCAAAGGCCUACUACAAAGCUUUAACAGACUCCAUAAAGAAGCAUUUCAAAGGGAAUGGUGUGAUUGCCAGCAUGGAGCACUGCAACGAUUUCAUGCUCCUUGGAACAGAGGCCAUAGCGCUCGGUCGAGUUGGAGAUGAUUUUUGGUGUACCGAUCCAUCGGGUGAUCCCAACGGCACGUUUUGGCUACAGGGGUGUCACAUGGUGCACUGCGCUUACAACAGCCUAUGGAUGGGGAAUUUCAUCCACCCUGACUGGGACAUGUUCCAGUCUACUCACCCUUGCGCCGAGUUCCACGCAGCGUCUCGUGCCAUCUCCGGUGGACCCAUCUACGUUUCCGACUCAGUCGGCAAGCACAAUUUCCAGCUGCUCAAAAGCUUGGUCCUGCCAGAUGGGUCCAUCUUGAGGUGCCAGUACUACGCCCUUCCCACCAGAGACUGCCUCUUCGAAGACCCUCUUCACGACGGCAACACCAUGCUCAAAAUAUGGAACCUCAAUAAGUUUACUGGAGUUCUUGGGGCAUUUAACUGCCAAGGAGGAGGGUGGUGCCGUGAAGCGAGAAGAAACAAAUGUGCCUCCCAAUUUUCCCAUGCUGUGACCUCCGUGGCGAGCCCCAAAGACAUUGAGUGGACAAAUGGGAACAGUAGUACUCCAAUCUCCAUUGAAGGCGUUCAGCUAUUUGCCAUGUACAUGUUCCGUACCAAGAAGCUGGUCCUCUCCAAGCCAUCCCAAAACAUUGAAAUUUCACUAGACCCAUUUGAUUUCGAGCUAAUCACUGUCUCUCCCGUGACCACUCUCCCGGGGAAAUCUGUUCAGUUUGCUCCAAUCGGACUAGUGAACAUGCUCAACUCCGGUGGAGCAAUCGAGUCAUUAACCUUCGAUGAUGAGGAGAACUCAGUUCGGAUCGGCGUGAAGGGGACCGGAGAAAUGAGGUCCUUCGCAUCUGAGAAACCGAGAUCUUGUAGGAUCAACGGAGAGGAGGUUGCCUUUGGAUACGAUGAGUGCAUGGUCAUUAUCCAAGUACCAUGGCCUAAUUCUUCUAACCCAUCCCUGAUCGAGUGCUUAUUCUGAAUUUAGGGUUAUGUUUUUAUGAAUUGUAUUUUCCCUUUUAACUAUGUGUGAAGUAGGAUUUGACGGACUUUGGGCUGGGCCUGACAAUGUUGGUUAAGAUAGAUGGGCCAUCUUCUUGUCCAGUCCAAUACAAAAAAAAGGAAAAAGGUCAAUGUUCUGCUAUCAGUAAUCAUAUCUGGGCCUGGAAUUUUUAUUUUUAUUUUUGAUUCUAUGAGUUGUAGUUGCAACUUGCAACAGAAUCGUGUUCCUAGCCUUCGGUCCUCUACAUCUAAUGAUCAACCUACGUAACUUUUGAUUUGGGUUUGGCCCAUCUUGUUGUUCCACUCUUCCUAGUAUGACAUUUAUUGUCUUUGAAUA
Vitis riparia (riverbank grape) is the source of this 2906-nucleotide messenger RNA. Its product is annotated as galactinol--sucrose galactosyltransferase. Gene Ontology annotation, molecular function: galactinol-sucrose galactosyltransferase activity. Bases 222 to 2549 code for a protein of 775 amino acids. The record is from RefSeq and is a predicted model, not a curated record. The transcript has 4 exons. Lineage: Eukaryota; Viridiplantae; Streptophyta; Magnoliopsida; Vitales; Vitaceae.